CUCCUCCUUCUCCACCUCCCCUCCCUCCUGGCGUUCGGGCGGCAGCAGUAGCUGGAGCAGCUCAGCGGCAGCCGCUUCCCGGCAUGGUCUGCUAAGCCAGCCGGUCUGGCAACAGGAGUCCGAGGCAAAGAGGGCACAAGGAGGGGCUUUCAGACGUCAAAGGAAGGAAAGCAAAAGGCAGACGCUCUGGACUUCUUGGGAUUGAUUGAUUCUCCACCUGGCCGAAGACCAUCUACCCUAAGCGGCGUUCUGCCGCCCUAAGCGGCUUGGGUGCAGGGGCCGGGAAAAGGUGUUAGUGGGUGCGUGAGAUCACUUUGGGACACCGGGACUCGGACCUUCUUCGAUCCGGUGUGGCGAUGGGGCUCUACGGGGCUGCUGGAGCCGCUGUCCUGGUGCUGCUUGCCGGACAUUUCUCCCUGAACUCGGCGCUGGAGGAAAAGAAAGUUUGCCAAGGAACAAGUAAUAAGCUGACCCAGUUGGGUACUUUUGAAGACCACUUCUUGAGUCUCCAAAGGAUGUUUAAUAAUUGUGAGGUAGUACUUGGAAAUUUGGAAAUUACCUAUGUCCAGAAAGGUUAUGACCUUUCCUUCCUAAAAACCAUCCAGGAGGUUUCUGGCUAUGUGCUUAUUGCUCUCAAUACAGUAGAGAAGAUUCCUUUGGAAAAUUUGCAGAUCAUCAGAGGAAAUGUGUUAUAUGAAAACUUUUAUGCACUUUCUGUGCUCUCCAAUUAUGAUGUGAAUAAAACAGGAGUGAGGGAAUUGCCCAUGAGGAGUCUCCUCGAAAUUCUUGUUGGUGGUGUUCGGUUCAACAAUAACCCAGCUCUGUGUAAUGUGCAUACAAUCCAGUGGAAGGAUAUUGUGGACUCCAGCUUUUUCAACAAUAUCUCAAUAGACAAUAACAAUCCUCCUAAGAAUUGUGAAAAGUGUAAUUCUAGUUGUCCCAAUGGAAGCUGUUGGGGUCCUGGACCACACAAUUGCCAGACUUUGACAAAAACCAUCUGUGCACAGCAGUGCUCAGGACGCUGUCGAGGUAGUUCCCCCAGUGACUGUUGCCAUAACCAGUGUGCAGCAGGAUGUACUGGACCCCGAGAGAGUGACUGUUUGGUCUGCCGAAAAUUUCGAGAUGAAGCCACAUGCAAAGAUACCUGCCCUCCUCUGAUGCUGUAUAACCCCACCACAUAUCAGAUGGAUGUCAAUCCAGAUGGCAAAUACAGCUUUGGAGCCACCUGUGUACGCAAGUGUCCACAUAACUAUGUGGUGACAGACCAUGGUUCUUGUGUUCGCUCCUGUAAUGCUGAGACUUAUGAAGUGGAAGAAGAUGGUGUCCGAAAAUGUAAAAAGUGUGAAGGUCCAUGUAGUAAAGUUUGCAACGGAAUAGGAAUUGGUGAAUUUAAAGAUGUUCUCUCCAUCAAUGCGACAAACAUCAAACAAUUUGAGAAUUGUACCACAAUCAGCGGCGAUCUGCUUAUCUUGCCUGUUGCGUUUAAAGGUGAUUCCUUCACACAUACUCCACCUCUAGAUCCCAAAGAACUGAAUAUUCUCAGGACUGUGAAGGAAAUAUCAGGAUUUUUGCUGAUUCAGGCUUGGCCUGAAAACAUGACUGACCUUCAUGCUUUUGAACAUCUGGAAAUUAUACGGGGCCGAACAAAGCAACAUGGUCAAUUUUCUCUUGCUAUUGUUGGUUUGGACAUAACUUCCUUGGGCUUACGUUCCCUUAAGGAAAUCAGUGAUGGCGAUGUCGUCAUUUCAAGAAACAGACAACUCUGCUAUGCAAACACAAUAAACUGGACUAAACUGUUUGGAACAAAAAGUCAGAAAACCAAAAUCACCAACAACAAAGAUGAAAAAGAGUGUCAGGCUCUGGAGCAUGUUUGUCAUUCAUUGUGCUCAUCUGAUGGUUGCUGGGGUCCAAAACCAAGCCACUGCUUGUCCUGUCGCCAUGUAAGCCGUAACAAGAAAUGUGUCGCAAAAUGCAACAUUUUUGAAGGAGAACCAAGAGAAUACAUGGAAGAUCUGAAAUGUAUGCAAUGCCACCCUGAGUGUCUGCCUCAGGUCCAGAAUCAAACCUGCACAGGACCGGGUCCUGACAAAUGUAUAGAGUGUGCUCACUUUAUAGAUGGUCCACACUGUGUUAAGACUUGUCCAGCUGGAAUCAUGGGAGAAAAUGAUACCUUGGUCUGGAAAUAUGCUGAUGCAAAUAAGGUUUGCCAACGAUGCCAUCCCAAUUGUACCUAUGGGUGUGAAGGUCCAGGUCUUGAAGGAUGUCCCACAUCUGGCCCCAGGAUUCCUUCCAUUGCUAUUGGAAUUGUCGGUGGCUUUCUUUUAUUAAUGGUUUUGAGCCUUGGUAUUGGUCUCUUCAUUCGAAGGCGCCAUAUUGUCCGUAAACGUACACUACGCAGGCUGCUACAAGAAAGAGAGCUAGUUGAGCCUCUCACCCCCAGUGGAGAAGCUCCCAAUCAGGCUCUUUUACGGAUCCUCAAGGAGACAGAAUUUAAAAAGAUCAAAGUCCUUGGCUCUGGAGCUUUUGGCACAGUGUAUAAGGGACUGUGGAUUCCAGAAGGAGAGAAGGUGAAAAUUCCUGUCGCCAUUAAAGAGUUAAGAGAGGCUACUUCUCCGAAAGCCAAUAAGGAAAUUCUUGAUGAAGCCUAUGUAAUGGCCAGUGUGGACAAUCCCCAUGUGUGUCGUCUCCUGGGAAUCUGUCUGACCUCUACAGUCCAACUCAUAACACAGCUCAUGCCAUUCGGCUGCCUCCUGGACUACAUACGGGAACACAAGGACAACAUUGGCUCCCAGUAUCUUCUCAACUGGUGUGUGCAGAUAGCCAAGGGUAUGAGUUACCUAGAAGAGCGCCGCUUGGUACACCGUGACUUAGCAGCCAGAAAUGUCCUUGUGAAGACACCUCAACACGUCAAAAUUACAGAUUUUGGGCUGGCAAAAUUGCUUGGUGCUGAAGAAAAAGAAUAUCAUGCAGAAGGAGGCAAGGUGCCUAUUAAGUGGAUGGCUUUGGAAUCGAUUUUACACCGAAUUUAUACCCACCAAAGUGAUGUCUGGAGCUAUGGUGUCACAGUUUGGGAGCUAAUGACAUUUGGAUCCAAACCUUAUGAUGGAAUUCCUGCAAGUGAAAUUUCAUCUAUAUUAGAAAAGGGGGAACGCCUUCCCCAGCCACCUAUCUGCACUAUUGAUGUGUACAUGAUCAUGGUCAAAUGCUGGAUGAUAGAUGCUGAUAGUCGCCCUAAAUUUCGUGAGUUAAUUGUAGAAUUCUCUAAAAUGGCCCGAGAUCCUCAGCGCUACCUUGUUAUACAGGGAGAUGAAAGAAUGCACUUGCCAAGCCCCACAGACUCCAAAUUUUAUCGCACCCUGAUGGAAGAGGAGGACAUGGAAGAUAUCGUAGAUGCAGAUGAGUACCUCAUUCCGCAGCAAGGUUUCUUCAACAGCCCCUCCACAUCCCGCACGCCUCUUCUAAGCUCUCUGAGUGCUACCAGCAAUAAUUCUGCCACAGUUUGCAUUGAUAGAAAUGGGCAGACUUGUCCUGUGAAGGAAGAAAGCUUCAUUCAGCGAUACAGUUCUGAUCCCACCACUGUCUUAUUUGAAGACAAUGUGGAUGAUAGCUUCCAGCCUGUACCCGAAUAUAUAAACCAGUCGGCUCCCAAAAACCGCAUGGGUUCUGCCAUCCAGAACCCUGUCUAUCACAACCAGCCUUUAAACCCAGAUGCCUCUAAAGACUCUCUGUACCAAAACUCACACAACAGCAGUGCAGUGGACAACCCUGAGUAUCUCAACACAACCCAGCCUAACUUAGUCAAAAAGACCUUCGACAGCAAUUCUUGCUGGAACCCAACAGCCAACCACCCAAUCAGUCUGGACAACCCUGACUACCAGCAGGACUUCUUCCCCCAGGAAGCCAAGCCAAAUGGGGUUUAUAAAGUUCCUGCUGCGGAAAAUCCUGAGUAUCUCAGAGUAGCAGCACAACAAAGUGAAUUCAUUCAAGCUUCAGCAUGACCUUUUGCCAAAAGCCUUCCUACCCUCUCUCCACUAGCCAGGGAAUCCAGCUGCCCUAGGACUGAGUUAUGGACAACAAAGGCAGCACGCAUGCAUGCGGUGUAGCCACUUACUCACAACUUUCCUUUCAAGCCCAUGGGCCAGACUUUGCCACAUUUGGCUUUCAUUUCCUUUGGUACGUUCUGGGACCUGUCUUCCAUUGGAAUUGUCCCCCUACCUGGGCAUAUAAUGGAGUCGAUCCCAGGCAGAUUUCUGCAAGUGACAAAUUGCAGGUGCAUUCCUUCAUCUUUAAUCUGUGAGACUUCCCAAAUCAACAGCAAGAUGCCCAGGAAGUAAAUGUUUCCGUUUGUACAGAAGUUAGUUGGGUUUUUUUUCUACGCCGUACAUUUGAAAAAGUAAUAAUGUUUGUAAGUAUUUUUUUUUCUUCCAAGAUUCCAUUGGUACAUUCAUGAGAGAGAUCUUAUUGACUCUAACAUACACUUCCCUGAAGGCAUCCAGACUAGACUGAGACAAAGAAGCAUAUGAUGAAAGAAAAUGAGCUUCCAGCUCUUUACCUUAGCCAACUUAAUUCAUUCCCAUUGGCUUUGUCCUCAAUAUCAUUCUUUACAAGUCAAAGACCAAGAAAGAAUAUUUCUUGGUCUAUACAGGUUCAUGAUGGAAAAAUGAACCAAACCAGCCUAUGUCAUGCUAACAUACUAGUUACAGAAACCAAGGGGAGGAAGUCUCUCUUCCUAUACUUCGUUGUAAAUGUGCCCACGGUACUUCAAGCUGUUGUUUUUUUUUUGUUUUUUUGUUUUUUUUUAAGUGUUAUGAAUAUUCAGCUGAUUCUUUCCUUUUUCAUUCGAUCUCUUCGCAACUACACUUGUUAAAAUGUUUUCUCUCAAGGUUUCUAUUAUAUAGACCCUAAAACAAAAACAGCCAAAGCUGUUGCUCCCUUUUUACUCACCCUCAUUUGGACUAAGGACUUUUCUUUAAGAUGGGAUGAAAAUGCAGAAAUUUGCAAGCCCGAGUAAGAACUUGAGUCUCAGGUGAAUCUACAGCAAAUCUACAGGUGUAUACCUAAAUACAAAAAUGAAUAAAAACCUAAAAAUGAAUAAAAAACCCAAAGGGGGGGGCAGGAAAUGACAUUGAAAUUGUUCUCAUUUUCUAAACAUUACCUUUGUUAAUCCAUGGAAAUUAGGCCUUAACAGUUUUUAGAUUUUUUAAUGAAAGAAAAUUUAAUGAAUAAGCCACUUUAUUCAUUACCAAAACGUUUACUAUUUUCUCCCAAAUCUUUUCCUUACAAAAAAUGGGCUAGAUCCUGUGGGGGGAAAAAAACACUAUCAUAGAGUGUCUUACAACUUGCUAUGUGUAAUGUAUAUGUGGCUCUACUUUUCAUAGAAGAAAUGCAGAGGCAAUAAUUGAGAGGUUGCAAUAAAAACCCUAAAUAUUAAAUGGUGAAUUUGAA
Messenger RNA from Sarcophilus harrisii (Tasmanian devil), 5445 nucleotides. RefSeq names its product epidermal growth factor receptor (gene EGFR). The transcript has 28 exons. Gene Ontology annotation, cellular component: signaling receptor complex; basal plasma membrane. The record is from RefSeq and is a predicted model, not a curated record. Gene Ontology annotation, biological process: protein phosphorylation; positive regulation of kinase activity; multicellular organism development. Gene Ontology annotation, molecular function: ATP binding; epidermal growth factor binding; epidermal growth factor receptor activity. NCBI's taxonomy places the organism in Eukaryota, Metazoa, Chordata, Mammalia, Dasyuromorphia, Dasyuridae. The coding region runs from base 357 to 3998 and encodes 1213 amino acids.